Molecule: messenger RNA, 660 nt
Organism: Arabidopsis arenosa
Lineage: Eukaryota; Viridiplantae; Streptophyta; Magnoliopsida; Brassicales; Brassicaceae
Source: the annotation of a GenBank genome assembly
AUUAUGUAAACAAAGCCUUUUGUUUUUGAGCUUCUUCUCUAUGUUUUAACAAAAACCAAAACUCUGUAAUCGAAACUGAAGAAAGCCCUAAGGUUUUUCUGGUUUAAAUGCAUAUACAAGAAUAAGAAGCUUGUUGUUGGAAUGGAACAAGCUGCACAGAGGAGCUCAACCAUUGUUGCAUCGACCUCUGAAGGGUCGAAUUUAGAUCCGAUAUCUCGAGUGAGGAAGCUCUUGUUCCGUCAAAUGCUUGUGGGAAUCAAAGACGGGAGAUUCUUCCUGGGAAAUUUCCAUUGCAUUGACAAACAAGGGAACAUCAUUCUCCAGGAUACCGUGGAGUAUCGUAGCAUAAGAAGAUCGUCUCCUUCGCCUACUGAACAGCGUUGUCUUGGUAUGAUCCUAAUCCCUUCCUCUUGCAGGACAUCUUGCCAUGUCGAUUGUUCUAUCGAGGAACAGCUUUCAUUGAUUCAGCUGAAAGAUUAGAGCCUCUUUUUAAAAUCUUUCCAAGUUUCAUCAAUGUUGUAAUCAAUAAUAGGUCUUCUUAUCAUGGAUUUCGUCUCUGCAUUGUGCCCAAAAUCAAAACUUUAUUCCAUGUCCUUGUAUGAUCAAUGAUUCCCAUGUUUUUGUGAAGAAAUAUGUAUACAAUACAUUGGAAACUCUUUU